Molecule: messenger RNA, 7876 nt
Organism: Vespa velutina
Lineage: Eukaryota; Metazoa; Arthropoda; Insecta; Hymenoptera; Vespidae
Gene: unc-13-4A
Product: BAI1-associated protein 3
Exons: 27
Coding region: 581-4645 (1354 amino acids)
Source: RefSeq, a predicted model, not a curated record
AAGUGGCUGGAUUCGUAAAUCGGGAGCACACGAGCGCGCUCGCCCGCUCCUUCCUUCCAGUUUCCUUUUCGCUGCUUGCGUAGACGUGCACGUUUUAUCGCACGGAAACGCGCGACAGCCCUUCUUAGGAUAGUACCUUCGAGUAUCUAUCGAGAUCGUAGCUUCUACACUGGGACACAUCCAAUUGCAUCUACGAUAACUUUGAAUUCGCAUUCUUUUUGACGAGGCAAAUGAUCUGUCAUUUCUUGAAAAGAUGAUUUUUUACAAAGAAAAGGCUCGAAUCAUCGAGCUCCAAUGUCGACGAAGAAGAAUAGAAAGUGAGGAAGGCGUGGAUGGCUCUUGGACAAUCGAAUCGAUAUCAUCCUCAUCGUCGUCGUCGUCGUCGUCGUCCUCAUCGUCGUCGUCGUCGUCGUCGUCGUCGCCGUCGUCGUCGUCACUAUCGAUGUCGUUGUAAUUUCAUUGGAAAAUUUUAAAAAAUUGAACAAAUGGAUGGUCGAUCGAGAAUAACGAUCGAAAUGAUUUUCGUCGUUUGAAAAUCAGCGUGAUAACGGCAAGUGAGAGAACGAACGAAAUUUUGAAAAUGAGCUUCUUCAAUUCUCUUCAACAAUACGUGAGCGAUAGUGUGGCGAGCUUCAGCCUCAGCCCUAAGAGAUUCUCCUUCAGUCGAGAGGACUCUGCUAGUACGACAGGUAGAAGCGGCUCGAGCGGAAGCAUAGUCAACGACAAUUCGAGUGCACAUCAAUCGACUCCUCAUGGUUUUCCCAAGGUGGUGCCACCGCCAGGGACAACGGUCUCUUCAUCCUCACAAGCUCGUUCACUUUCGAGGAGACGUACUUUUGAUUGCACUGUCCCGUCAGGACUGAGCGUUCAUCCUGUCGCCGCAGCCGCAGCCGCUGCAAGUGAUGGCUCGGUUUGUGGUCCUGUUUGCGGUCAGAGUUGUGGAAGUUCCCCCUCGCCUCGAAGAGUCGGUUCCUUUCGUCGAAGUACCGCCGGUGCGAGUACCGAUCGACCACCGCUCAUGUUUUGCCGUCGCAGACCGUCUUGGCCAGAAUUCGACGUACAAGCCACUUCUGGCGUUCAAGAAACCGAUGGCUCCUUCUUCGAGAGUUUCACCGCGUUAUCUUGGAAACAAGAGAAUCGCAGACUGGUGGCUCUUCAGGAAGUCGAAGCUCGAGCUAAGGAUCCUCCACCAUCAUCCGGAGAGGCCAACAUAAAUUCCUUCCACUCUCGUCGACUUAACAAAGAAGAGAUCGAGAAACUAUACGUUGAAGUUCUUUAUACGAUCGCGAAUACGGUCGGAGCAAGUACGGGUCAGUACGCUCACUAUAAAGAGGACCUUUAUGGGUAUGCGCAGGAAGCGUUUGGUAUACCACAGGAUCAACAUCGACGAUACCUCGAUAUUGCCUCAAAAGAGAAGCCUCCUAUCGUGGUCCUAAGUGUAAUAGUUAUCGAAGCUGAAGGACUAGAGGCGAAGGACGCUAACGGUUUCAGCGAUCCAUAUUGCAUGUUGGGUAUACAACCUGGUAAUACAAGUGCACCACUGAGCCCCCAAACGAAUCUGUCAGCUCAUUCUCCUCAUACACCUCCAGCUUCACCAAGACAAACGGCUCGAGCCUUAUCCGAUGGAGGUGAGAACGAUAACUCGCAUCACGAAAAGCUUCGAAAACAUCAUAGUUUCAGGCUAUCAUUCAAGCGCAAAGAGCAUACUAGCAGACGAGAACACCGUGAAUCCUUUAGCGGAGCGGUUCCUGCCAAGUUUAUACGUGCUACCACAGUGAAACCGCACACACUGAGUCCGCAAUGGAAAGAAAAAUUUCGCUUCGACAUCGACGAUAUCAGCACGGAUAUCUUGCAUCUCGAUAUAUGGGACCACGACGACGAAUCCUCGGUAUUCGACGCCGUUAGUAAAUUGAACGAAGUGCGAGGUGUUAAGGGUCUUGGUCGAUUUUUUAAACAAAUUGCACAAAGUGCCCGUUCCGGUAGUCAAGAUGACUUUUUGGGCUGCGUGAAUGUUCCGCUUCAGGAUAUUCCAAGCACAGGCUUGGAACGUUGGUAUAAACUCGAAGCAAGAACACAAAGGAGCAACAUUCAAGGUAGAAUCAAAUUAAAAUUGUGGCUAUCCACACGAGAAGACAGAGGAACAUCCGAAGAAGAUAAUUGGGCUGAGCUUAGACAGCAAGAAAGACUUUAUACCAUUUUCCUCGAUCAUGAAAUGAACAAACAAGGGGAAGAUUUCACAGGUGAGUUACCCCAAACAGCACUGACAAUUCUUCAUCAGCAUGCUGUGCAAGGUGAUGUCACAGAAUUGCAGCAGGCAUUGAUCAAAUGGAUCGCUAGUUCGAAACAUCCGGCUGUCGAUUCGAAAGUUCUCCAUCGUCUUCUUCAGGAAAUAGAUAACCUAUGGCAUUUAAAAACGACGGAAACAUUAUCGCGAGACGAAGAACAGUCUCUGGCAGAUUCUUUCAAUAAUUUUUUAGAAGUAGCACUCAGAAAGAUUCAACAACAUCGUACGUUAUAUCCGCCAUUACAUCGAUUAUCGAUCUCUAAGCUUGACAAUCUCCUAAGAUGUUUAGGUCUUUUAUCGAAUAUGAAAGCUUUUUGGGCAUGCUGUCCCUUUAACAAAGAAAUACGAGGAGAAAUUAUAACAGCCCUUAGAAAGGGAACUCACGAGUGGUACGAAGAUGUGCGACAUCAAACUAUGUAUCAUGAUCAGGAACCUGAUCAAGAUGCGGAUCGCGUCUUGCAAGACUUUACAAAUUUAGUCACGGCACUGUUAGUAGAUUUGGAACAGGGUCGUAUGUAUUAUAAUAGUCUCUUUGAAAGUACAAAUGGUGUACCAUAUUUUUCAGCUGUUUAUAAACAGUUGGAAAAACUGCUGGCGGAACACGUGGCGAAACACAUGGAGAACACUUCCGAGAUUCAAAAUGAACUCGGUGCAAGAGUCACCACCGCUUGUCUCCAAAUUCAUGGACAAAAUAGAGACGAAGAUUACGUAUUACCACCUGGUGCAGAAAUAGGGACACCUAUUUUUGAGUUAUAUCUAGCAUUGCAAGACUUCGUGAGUAUGAAGGAAAAGUUACCAUUAUCUGAUCAGAAAACUCUGAUAAUUUGCAAUUAUUACGAAUGGUUCAAACCGGCUAUUGACAAGUGGUUGGAUCUUGCAAAGUUAAAAGCAAUUCAGAGAAUCAGAAAAGCGGCAGAAUUGGAUCGAAUUUGUACAGGUGAUUUUAUAGUGAAGCAUUGUACAUCUGCAAUUGAUGCAACUGCAUGCUUUUAUCAGAUCAAAGAGUUUUGGAAGAAAUUAGCAUGGCCAGAUUUUAUCGGAUCGUAUAGUUUCGUAUUGAAAGUCAUCGAUGCUAUCUGCAGUCCUGCUGCUUAUUAUGCUGAAAUAACCCACCAAAAAUUAGCUGAGAGUGGAUAUUAUGAAGAACAAACACCAUAUAAAACCACAGACGAGGUAAUCGUUCAGAUGUGCGUCGCUAUAAAUGGUUUAGAAUAUGUAAGAAGAUGGUUAUUAAAUCUAGGAGAAGAACUUCACGUUGAGAAACUUCUCACAGCUUUGGAGAAUCAAGCUGGAGAUUCUGCUCGAGCACAAUGGAGAAAUGCUUUGACUUUACCGUUGGAACAAGCGCCUGGACAAAUGUUACUCUUCAUUAAUCAAAUUGUUUCAAGAAUCGGCACAAAGAUGAGACCAUCUUUGAAAAAAUCCAUGUUUCAUCUUGCUUGGUCACCCGACAGUUUGCCCACGUCAGAAGCAAUCACACCUUUAUUGGAAUAUUUGGAUGUACAUUUGGUAGCUCUUAAUUCGUCUCUUUUAGCUGUCAAUUUUACGCGUGUCUUACAAGACGUUUGGGAGGUCGUUCUUAAUGAAUUGAGCAAUCAAAUGGAUGGAAAUGCAGGAGACAAACCAGCUAUGUUUUAUGAAAGAUUGUACGAAGCGCUCGAUCUAUUGAUCAAAUUCUUUCAUGCGGAUGAGAAGGGUCUAUCUUUAGGGGUACUACGUAGUCCGAGCUUUUUAAAUGUAGAAGAACGCUUGCAAUAUCAUAAAAUGGAUACGACUUUUCUCAUUAACCGUUACUAUCGUCAACGACUUCAAGACCAAAUGAAUACCAUGACAUCAGAGUAUGGUGUUUUGACAGUGAGAGCAUAUCUGAAUCACGAUUCGCUUUGUGUGGAAGUGAUAAAUGCUAGAGACGUAAUACCGUUAGAUCCGAAUGGUUUUAGCGAUCCCUUUGUAAUAAUCGAAUUGUUGCCACGAAAAAUUUUCGAACAUUGUGCUGAACAACAAACCAACGUUAAGAAAAGAACUUUAAAUCCAAUGUUCGAUGAAUGUUUCGAAUUUUCCGUAAGCGUGGAACAGUGUCAAAGUCCUGAUGCUAUAGUCCUAUUCACCGUAAUGGAUCACGAUGUACUCACAGCGAACGACUUUGCUGGAGAAGCAUUUUUGGGAUUAAGCACGAUACCCGGUGUAGCUGACACUAAUACUAGUAUAGAUAAUUUUCAUGGCCUCAAACAUACAGAAUUACCGUUAAUGCACCAAAAAAAUCGAAACCAUCCAAUUCUUCAAAUUCUAGAAACAAGAGUCGGCGAUAAAUUAGCCCUCGACUUCGUAAAAAAACAGAAACAACGAUUCGCCACGGCAUAAAAAAACGUGGCAUCAUUAUAAUGAAUAAAAUCAAAUGCACAGAUUAACAAUGGUUGAAAAAUCAACGAGAAGGAAGAACCAUAGCUCGUUAAAUCUUCUCCGAAUAUUUAACGCCAAGUUCCAAUUCCUGUGUAAAUCGUGUUGAAUUUAAUCAAUGUUGAUAGGAGCGGUCAAGAAAAAUAGCAACGAGAAAAUUCAAAAUUAUUUUUCUGUUAGAAACGGAUUUAUAAGAACGAAAAAUGUUGGAAAGGAAAAUAGAAAUAUGUCUGUGUGAUGUAUUUAACGGUAAAUGUUUUAAAAUUAUCGCCCAACUCGGAACGAUUCGUCGAAUUCGGAACGAUAUAAAAAGAAAAGUCUCGUCUCGUCUCGUCUCGUCUCGUCUCGUUUCGUUUCAUCUGGUCUUGUCGUAAUGUUGGCUCGGUAUAUGUACAAUGUAUAUAUGUACCUAUGUUCUUUCAAAUCGCUGCUAAAAGAUCGAUUUUAUUCUCGAAAUAUUUCUCGAUAUGUCUCGACCUAUUUUGCAUAGCUUCGAGAAAAUACUAAGCCAGUAAAAGAUGAUCGAUAUACAAGAAUAUUUUUCUUACACGUCGUCGGCCAAUACAUCUAACUUAUUCUAUCUUCUCGUCGCCACUCUAAUUCUUGAAUAUUAUCUCGGUAAACAGUGGCGUGUUUACUAAGAAUGUCGAAAGGUUAUUCUGUCGCAAAAAGGAAAUGUGUCAUCGGUAACACAUUCUAAUAACACAACGUCUUAGCACGAUCCUUUCUAAAUCAUGCGAUUCGAAUCUUUGAAUCGCGCCUUUAGUACAAGGUGUUACGCCUAAUUUCAUUUGCUCGAACAAUCUCUACUUUUCCUACUCUCUUUGCGACUUUGUCAACGCAACGUUUGAUGUUGAAAAGUAGAUAUUUUGCGUAACGAUUGGAAAAAUUAGAAAUACAUAUAAUGUAUGGUAUUAUGAAAAUUAAAGAAGAAGAGAAAAAAAAACAAAAGGAAAAGAAGGAAGGAAAAAAAAUGAAAGCGAAACUAAUCUCAAGCGCACACACGUCAAUUUUUUCUAAUGCACGUAUCACUUUGCGCCUCCCUGUGUAUCUUAUACAUACAAACGAUGAGGAUAUUAUGUAAAACACUUUACAUCUGAUGCGCCUUAUAUCAAAAGCAAAGGUUAAGUAAAUAGAUAUAUAACAUAUGUUUGAACCUGGAUAAACUUCGUGCAUCGAAUCCAAUCGAACUUCUAGUAUAUUUUGCUUUUUCAAACCACCAAAAACGUAUGUACAAUCUAUCUUGUAUCGUGAGACAAAUAAAUGAUAUAUAUGUAUAAACAUUAGUAUCUAAUGACCAACUGCAACAACAACAACAAUAACAAAAGCAAAAAAAAAAGAAAAGAAAUAAUAAUAAGUUAUGGCAUUUCCUCAGGAAUUUUGGAAUUUGUGGGCGAACUAUCGUUCUUAAUUAAUAUUGGUUGAUUAAUGCAUGUAUUGUCCUCAGUAUGUAUAAUUGGUUCACCAUCUAAUUUUUCCAGAUGAGGCAGACGUCGAGCAACUUCCAAUCUCCAUUGAUCCACCUAAAAUAAAUUAUACGUAACUUAUAAUUGAUAUUUUUCCUAUGUACCUAGAUUGUCAUCAUUGUCAUGCUCGUAGGAUUUUAUGGCUACCUCAAGGCUAUCGUAUAAUGGAUUUCCAACAAAGGAUAAAUCUCGGAUAUUUGUAAGUUCUUGCAAUUUGCCAAAUUCGAUCCAAUCUCUCACCAAAUUAUUAGACAUAUAUAAUGCUCGAAGAUUUUUCAUUGCGCUAAUACCUUUCAUUUUUUCGAUAUAAUUGUAGGAAAUCCAAAGUUCCUCUAAAGUAUCACCAAGUGAUUCAAGACCUGAAAAGCUUUUCACCACGUUACGACUCAACGACAAGAUCUUUAAGUUUUUCAAUGUUCCAAUUCCUACAAAAUAAUUCAAUUUAUUUUGUAUAUAUAUAUAUAUACAGGUGAGAGUUUAUAUAUAUAUAUAUAUAUUUAUAAACUCUCACCUGUUAUCUUUUCGAUCAUAUUCGUCGACAAAGAUAGUCUUUCACAUCCAGUUAAACACGCCAAAGAGUUAUCCAUCUUUUCAAUAGGAAGCCAUUGAAAGCUUAAAAUAACUUCUUUUGCAGUCGCAGGAUCCUGUUUGUUUUCUUCCUCCCAACGUCGUAUCGCUUCUUUACAAGUCGUUGCUUUGACGACUGCCAUUUCUUCUUCGUACUUAAAUUUCUGAUAUACUUCUUAUCAUUUAUAAAAAAAAAAAAGAAAAAAGAGAAAGAAACAAGUAAACGAUAAGAACAAAGAUAGAUAAAAAAAAGAAAAUAAAGGAUAAAAUUUGGAUUUGUCCUGUACAAGAUAAUGAUCGGAGUAUUCGUAAAGGUAUCUAAGAAACAAUCAAUGUAUCUACUUUCUUAUGCGCACGCCUAUUUCUGAUUAUACGAAAGAUGCCCACAAACAUAUGUACUUACGUACAACGUUUAUCUGCCGUUGAUGAUGAUGAUAAUAAUGAUAAAAUUGUUCGAUAUAAUAAUGAAAAGGACCACAAUAGGAAAGGCAGUUAUAUAAAAGACUCGUUAAAAAUUCUUAAAGAAUAACGGACACUUUAUUGCAUAUAGAUAUAAAAAGAAAAGUGUCAGAAUAGUUAAAUCUUAUCGAGGGUCUCAACGACUUGCCUAUAUUUGUGCGAUCGACAAAUAUGUUCCUCUAUUUAAUUUAUGAUAUCCCUCACAAAAUCAAAUGAAAUUAAUAAAUCGAAUGAAAUAAAAUAAUAAAUGUAGAGAAAAGAAAAAUGUACCCUUCGUUGUACAUCUCGUUUUAUAUUUAUUAACGCGUCGCUUUAUGUCGGACGCUUCUAAAUGUUAAUCCAUAAGGAUGGAUUUGAAUUACGACCGGUGCAGAUAAAAGCGAUUACUUUCGUAUGAAAAUCAGGGUGACUUUUUUCAAUCGAUCGUAGAUAAAUCCAACACACAUAUCGAUCAAACAUCUUUGUAAGAACGACAUGGUGGUGGUGGCGCACUCCAUAUUCCAUUCUCUCGACAAGUUGGUUUUCUGACAGGUUCCAAAGGUGUAACAUAGCCAGGAGAACAUGUCACCUGCAUAUCAAAUUUUAUAUAUAUAUAUAUAUACAUCUAUCAUUUCAUUUUUUUCCUCAAUAUCGAGUAUACGUUACAGAUAUCGAGAAAUUUUAAACGCUUGAAAAAAAAAAAAAAGAAAUUAGACCAUCGAUA